AUGCAUCAAGCAGCAUCAAAUAUCAACUACAAAAUCUGGAUCUUUUGGGAUCAAGAUUUUACAGGCUCAAUCAUUGACCAAGAUGAGCAGCAAAUGACUGUUGAACUAAAGCAUGUAGAAGCAGUUGGAGUUUUCCAGUUAACUAUUGUUUAUGCCAAGUGUAAAGCAAAUCUCAGAAGACCACUGUGGGAAGUAUUGAGGCAAACAUCUUUGACCUGUACCAUCCCAUGGUGUGUGCUUGGAGAUUUCAAUGUUAUUGCAUCUAUUGAAGAAAAGAUAGGGAGUCUACCAUACCAAAUGAGAAAGAGCUUGGAAUUCCUCAGUAUGAUAGAAGAUUGUGGACUUGUAGUCCUGGGGUUCUAUGGUUCUAGGUAUACAUGGUCCAAUGGCAGAGGUCCAGGAUCAAUAAUUUGGAAAAGAUUGGACAGAGAGAUGGUAAAUGACAACUGGCUGAUCUCCUUCCCAGCUACCACCAUUUCACACCUAUCAUCCAUUGGGUUUGAUCACAAUCCUCUGCUGAUGGAGAUGAAUAUCAGACAGGAUACUAGCAAAAAAUAUUUCAAGUUUCUCAACUGUUGGGUGGAAAAUGAAGGUUUCAUACCCCUGGUUCAUGAAGUCUGGAAUCAGGAAGUCAGAGGCAAUGCUAUGUGGAUCGUCCAUCAAAAGCUUAAAGCAGUCUCUAAUGCUUUAAGUAAAUGGUCGAGGCAGGAAUAUGUGGAUAUUUUUUAG
Molecule: messenger RNA, 729 nt
Organism: Nicotiana tabacum (common tobacco)
Lineage: Eukaryota; Viridiplantae; Streptophyta; Magnoliopsida; Solanales; Solanaceae
Source: RefSeq, a predicted model, not a curated record